Cyprinus carpio (common carp) is the source of this 2694-nucleotide messenger RNA. Its product is annotated as cystine/glutamate transporter. Gene Ontology annotation, molecular function: L-amino acid transmembrane transporter activity. Gene Ontology annotation, biological process: amino acid transmembrane transport. The record is from RefSeq and is a predicted model, not a curated record. Gene Ontology annotation, cellular component: membrane. NCBI's taxonomy places the organism in Eukaryota, Metazoa, Chordata, Actinopteri, Cypriniformes, Cyprinidae.
GUUAGAUCUGGAUCCAGCCACACCCUCUGGAUCUUGUGUUCUGCAAUGAGGACCAUCUCAAAAGAGCUGCAAAAUAAGCUGCAUAAAGAGGAAAAGAGAAAAGUUUACUGGUCGCACUAUUUACUACUUCUGACCGAGCCAAAUCAGCCACUGAGUGAUGAGGGUCUCUAAAAGAGAGUCGGCCACUGAUAAAGUGUCAGAUGAAGGAACAGAAAAGACAGUGAAAGACGAUGCAGUUCAUCUCAGGAGGAAUAUAGGGCUGCUGCCGUCUAUUUCCUUCAUCAUUGGCACUGUGGUGGGCAGCGGCAUCUUCAUCGCCCCCAAAGGCGUGUUGAUGAAUUCAGGCAGUGUGGGAUUGUCCCUGCUGGUCUGGGCUCUGUGUGGUGUCCUCUCCACUUUUGGUGCUUUAUGCUAUGCUGAGCUGGGCACGAGCUUUAGAAAAUCAGGCUCUGAUUACACUUACCUGUUGGAGACCCUGGGGCCCCUGACUGCCUUCCUGCGACUGUGGAGUGAGUUAAUAUUCAUCAGACCUGCAGUGGCCACAUACGUGUCUCUGGCUUUUGGUCAGUAUGUGGUGGAGCCGUUAUUCAUGCCGUGUGCCGCUCCAACAGCUCUGGUCAAACUUGUCAGCAUGCUGGGAGUCAUGUUUGUGGUGGCAAUGAACUGCUGGAGUGUGUCAAUGGCUGCACGUUUACAGGUCUUGCUGACCUUCAUCAAGAUGUUUGCUCUGAUUCUGAUCAUCAUCCCAGGCAUCAUGGCUCUGGUCAAUGGGAAAACUGAAAAUUUCCGGAAUAUCUUUGACACAGAUUCUUUAUCUCUGACGAAACUGCCUCUGGCCUUUUAUUCAGGUCUUUAUGCGUAUGGUGGAUGGUCUUAUUUAAAUUUCGUAACUGAAGAAGUAAUUAAUCCAAACAGAACCAUCCCAUUGGCCAUCAUUUUCUCUAUGGUGGUUGUUACCGUGUUUUACGUGCUGGUCAAUGUGGCUUACUACACCAUGAUGACUGCAAAUGAGUUACUGAUGUCCGAUGCCGUGGCAGUGACAUUUGCAGGUCGGGCUCUGCAGGUUGUAGCUCCGGGAAUACCAGUAUUAGUCGCUCUUUCCUGCCUCGGAGCACUUAAUGGAGGAUUUUUUGGUGUACCCAGGAUGUUGCUUGUGGGAGCCAGAGAGGGUCAAUUACCGGCUAUCUUAUCCAUGAUCCAUAUCCACAGACAAACACCACUGCCAGCUGUGCUAUGUUUGUAUCCUCUGGUGAUCAUCGUAAUGGUGAGAGGAGAGAUCUUUCAACUGAUCAACUUUGCAUCCUUCUCCCGUUGGCUCUUCAUUGCCUUGGCCACCUUAGGAAUGAUCAUCCACCGCUACAGAUUUCCAGAUCAUCCCAGACCAUUCAAGGUCCCUCUAGCAGUUGCGGUGAUCUUUACCAUAGUGUGUUUCUUCAUCGUGGGCCUGUCCUUGUAUUCGGACCCCUGGAAUACAGGGGGCAGCUUUGCCCUCACAUUAUCAGGAAUACCUGUGUAUUACCUGACAGUCAAGAAGUCAUACAUACCCAAACGCUGGGAAAAAACCUUCAAUUAUUUAAGCCUACAUCUGCAGAUAUUCCUGGAAGUGGCUCAGCAGGAAGUUCAGACGUACUGAUGGAGCUUCACCAAACUACACACCUGAGUGUUGCAAAGGGUAUCCAAGUUCAUUUUAGUGGUGUUUGCUAUUACUAUUAGCCCUAACCACCCUAGCAUCCGCAUAGCAACAUCCUUGCACCCUAUCCAUGAGUGCAAGCAUCACUUAUAUUUUUAUCUAGUUUAUAUUCAAAUCAAAGACAGGACUAUGUCCUGGGAAGUCAUGCGGUUAAAGGUAUAGUUCACUCAAAAAUGAAUAUUCUGUAAUAAUUUACUCACUUAAAAUCAUGUCAUUCCAAAUCCUUUAGACUUCAGUUAAUCUUUAAAACAUAAAUGAAGAUACUUUUUAUGAAAUCUGAGAUGUUUCUGUUCCUCCGUUGAACUUAGAAGAUCCAAAUAUGUCCUAAAAUGAAGCAGUUUGAUGCAAGUCUUAAUGUGAAGAGAUACAAUUGCUUCAUUUGGUGACCUAUCCCUUUAAGGACCAUUUUGUAUUAAUUCACAAAUAUGUUUGUAUAAAGUAUCCUUUUAUUCUCAAAAAGUACGUACAAUAGGAAGAGAAACCAAAUUGUAUGCUUUGUUGGAAAUGACAAUGGCUGUUUCUGGUUAAAGCCUGUUACAUCAGGAAAAUCCCAUGCAGAUAACUUUUAUAUUUUAAUACAGUCUUCAAAAAUAGUACAUCUUUUUAAGGUUCUUUCGAUGGAAACGGGUCUGGAUGGGACAUUUGUUUGUAUCACCAAAAUAUUUGCUUUUGAGAAACGUAAUAGUUGAUUUUUAUUACAUGACUUUGAAUUCUUACAGAAACCAAGUUUCAAGGCACUUGACAGCUUUUUAAAUGUCUGUGCAUCAAUGUACGAUUAUUAGUAAAUAGUACUUUAUUUCUAAUGCUUGUGUAACAUCUGUCGAUCAUUUAGUUUUUGUAUAUUUUUAUGACAUCUUGCUGUUUUUACAUUGGAAGAAUGCAAUACAAUGUAUCAUGAAUUAACAGCUACAUUCUGAUGGUAGUCUUCUAAGCAUUUAUAAACUCUGUGCAUGCUCACUAAUUACUCUACAUAUGCAAAUGAACAUUAAAAGCUUUGUAAUACA